This is a messenger RNA of Agelaius phoeniceus (red-winged blackbird), 1576 nucleotides long. The record is from RefSeq and is a predicted model, not a curated record. NCBI's taxonomy places the organism in Eukaryota, Metazoa, Chordata, Aves, Passeriformes, Icteridae.
AUGGAUUCCAGCACACUCUGCUUUGGGUCCCUCUGCAGUGAGGGAGUGUCUGUGUGUCUGAUCGAGCUUUUCUCCCGUUCUUUGCAACUACUGUCCUGGAGGCUGAAAUGCAAAAUAAGCCUGGAAGGAGGAACGGUGUGUCAGCUGCGCCCAGACACCGCCUGUAAGAACCGGCCUCUAGACCUCCUCUUCAUCGUAGACAGCUCCCGCAGCGUCCGACCCGAAGAGUUUGAGAAAGUGAAACUCUUCCUGUCAGAAAUGAUUGAUACCCUGGAUGUCGGUGAAAGAACGACGCGCGUGGCUGUCAUGAACUACGCCAGCACUGUCAAGGUGGAGUUUCCCCUCCGGACCCACUUUGACAAAGCCUCUCUGAAGGAGGCUGUGUCCCGCAUUGCGCCCUUGUCUGCUGGCACCAUGACCGGCCUUGCCAUCCAAACUGCCAUGGAAGAAGUCUUCACUGAGGAAAUGGGCGCCCGGCCAGCAACCUUCAGCAUCCCCAGGGUGGUCAUUGUAGUGACGGACGGACGGCCGCAGGACCAGGUCCAAGGUGUGGCGGCGAGCGCGCGGACGGCCGGCAUCGAGAUCUACGCCGUCGGGGUGGGCCGGGCAGACGUGCAGUCCCUGAGGAUGAUGGCCAGCGAGCCCCUGGAUGAACACAUCUUCUAUGUGGAGACCUACGGCGUGAUCGAAAAGCUGACAUCCAGAUUCAGGGAGACCUUCUGUGCUAUGGACCUGUGUGCACCUGGGAGGCACGAGUGUGACCAGAUCUGUGUGAGUAACAACAGAUCCUAUGUCUGUGACUGCUAUGAAGGCUACACCUUGAAUCCAGACAAAAAGACUUGCUCAGCCAUGGACAUGUGUGCACCUGGGAGGCAUGACUGUGCCCAAGUCUGUCUGAGUAAUGAUGGAUCCUACAGCUGUGGCUGCUAUGAAGGAUACACUCUGAAUCCAGACAAGAAGACUUGCUCAGGAGCCAUAACAAGCAGUCUUGUAACUGAAGAGUCCUGUAAGUGUGAAGCCAUAGCUGCCCUCCAGGACUCAGUGACCUCACGCCUCGAAGCUCUGUCCACAAAAUUAGAGGAAGUGUCUGAGAAGCUGCAGGCAUAUCAAGACAGACAGCAAAUUGUCUGAGCUAUCAUUUUGCUUUAUUUUAAAAUAAUCUUUCAGAAUCAAGCCUUUUUAUUGUUUUCCGGAAGCUUUAUUUCAUUGCACAGCUUACAAAACAGCAGUGGUUAAUUAUUAUGGACAAACAUCAAGAAGAUUUCAGGAAGACAAGAGUCUUGAAAAUACAGUGACCCUAAGGAUCUUCAUGUACAGUCACUUUAUAGCCAUGAAGCUACUCAUACCUGCUGUGCUUCAGUGUCUACUGCAGAUACUGCUUUUCUGUAGUAACUGCAUUUUUUAUUCUCUUACUUCAAAGAAAAUACAGGAAAAAAAGAAUGGAUACAGUAUAUUACAUUAUAUAAAACUUUGAAGUGGCAAGGCAGAAUGAAAAAAUGUGCCUAUGCAUUCUUUCAAUUAAAUGGGAAAGUUGGAAUCUUGUAACUUAUUUUAAUAAAAUACAAUAUGAUAUGCA